CCAGAGUCUCUCCAAGAUGAACAAGUUUGCUCACUUAGGCUCCAACCUUGGGCACAAGCAGGAAAACGAAGGCCAGACAGGCUCAAGCGGUGGCCAGACUGACUACCUCGACAGAGGUCUUAACAACGCCGAGCAGAGAGUUGGCGGCCAGCACUAUGAUGAAGAGAAGAUGAAGAAGCCCAACAAGAAGGUUACCGACAAAAUCAAGGAUGUGUUCCAUGGCAAGACUGGUCACAACAUGCCCGGAACCCAUUGAUCGUGCUCUUUUAUAUUGAACCAUGUGGUUUGGUCAAGCUGGGCUGGCCAAGUGUAUAUGUAGUUUAAUCAACGCGUCUCAGUCUC
This is a messenger RNA of Aspergillus calidoustus, 342 nucleotides long. Lineage: Eukaryota; Fungi; Ascomycota; Eurotiomycetes; Eurotiales; Aspergillaceae. The record is from the annotation of a GenBank genome assembly.